AUGGCGCAGCGAGGAAUUCAAAUGGACCAAGAAAAACUCUGCUGUUCCAUCUGUCUGGAUCUACUGAAGGAUCCAGUGACUAUUGCCUGUGGACACAACUACUGUAUGAACUGUAUUAAAAGCCACUGGAAUGAAGCGGAUCAGAGGCAAAUCCACAGCUGUCCUCAGUGCAGACACACCUUCAUGUCGAGGCCUGCUCUGGUGAAAAACACCAUGUUAGCAGAUUUAGUGGAGGAACUGAAGAAGACAGGACUCCAAGCUGCUCCAGCUGAUCACUGCUAUGCAGGACCUGAAGAUGUGGCCUGUGAUUUCUGUACUGGGAGAAAGCUGAAAGCUGUCAAGUCCUGUCUGCAGUGUCUGGUGUCUUACUGUGAGCAGCACCUCCAGCCUCACUAUGAAUCCCCUGCCUUUGAAAAACACAAGCUGGUCGACCCCUCCAAGAAGCUUCAGGAGAACAUCUGUACUCGUCACAACAAGGUGAUUGAGAUUUUCUGCCGCACUGAUCAGAAGUGUAUCUGUUAUCUGUGCUCCAUGGAUGAACAUAAAGGCCACGACACAGUCUUAGCUGCUGCAGAACGGACUGAGAGGCAGAAAGAGCUCGGGAUGAGUCAACAAAAGAUCCAGCGCAGAAUCCAGAACAGAGAGAAAGAUGUGACGGUGCUUCAGCAGGAGGUGGAGGCUAUCAAUCAAUCUGCUGAUAAAGCAGUGAGGGACAGUGAAAAGAUCUUCACAGAUCUGAUCCGUCUCAUUGAGAAAAGAAGAUCUGAUGUGAAGCAGCACAUCAGAUCUCAGCAGAAAACUAAAGUUAGACAAGUCAAAGAGCUUCAGGAGAAACUGCAGCAGGAGAUCACUGAUCUGAGGAGGAAAGACACUGAGCUGGAGAAGCUCUCACACACAGAGGACCACAACCAGUUUCUACAGAGCUACCCCUCACUGUCACAUCUCACUGACUCUAAAGACUCAUCCAGGAUCAAUAUCCGCCCUGUGCGACACUUUGAGAAUGUGACUGCAGCUGUGUCAGAGGCCAGAGAUAAACUACAGGACUUUGUUAGUGAUGUGUGGACCAAGAUCUCACUGACAAAGACUGAAGUGGAUGUUUUGCUGGCACAACCUCAGCCCAAGACCAGAGCUGAAUUCUUACAGUAUUCAUGUCAGAUCACACUGGAUCCAAACACAGCAGGCAAUUGCGUCAGAUUGUCUGGAGGGAACAGACGAGCAACAGAAAAUCAGCCAGGAUCUUUACCAGUUAUUCCUCCACCAGGUUCACGCAGUGACAUCAUCAGACUUCAGGUCCUGAGCAAAGAGAGUCUGACUGGACGAUGUUACUGGGAGGUGGAAUGGAGUGGAUCUGCAGUUUCAGUAGCAAGCUACCCCUCACUGAGAGAAACAGAAAAUGAAACUGGAUUUGGGAACAAUGACACAUCUUGGGCAGUAUAUUGUUUGAGUGAUUCUUAUGUAUUCAGACAUAACAACAUCAUCACUCCCAUCUCAGGCCCUCAGUCCUCCAGAGUGGGAGUGUACCUGGAUCACCCUGCAGGUAUUUUGUCCUUCUACAGAGUCUCUGACACCAUGACUCUCCUCCACAGAGUCCAGACCACAUUCACUCAGCCUCUCUAUGCUGGACUUGGUGUUUCUGGUUAUUAUUCCUCUGCUGAAUUGUGUGAUCUCAAGUAGACAAGUGUUAUAAACAAGACAAAGGCUGAGAAUCUACUUUUAGGUAGUAAAUUUACUCUCCAUCUUUGUUGUUCAGCUCUCUGUGCUGUGAUGGUUCUGCACUGAACAGUCACUCAAACAGUGUGGAUAUAUGUAGAUAUAUGUAUAUCAAGCAUAUAUGUAUAGAUCUUAAAUAUCAGAUGAACAGAAAUGAACAGAAUCUAUAAGUGUGGGGGUUUUCUUUUAAAAUCUGUUCAGUAAAAUAAUAUUGUAGAGUUUCAUUUUUUCACAUAAUGUUCAUAUAGUGGGAAACUUUGAUUAAUUGGAAACAAAAAUAAAAAAAAAAUCGACAGCUAUGUAUUUAGAGUGUUUAUAUAUAGAAAUAAACUCAUGUAAAUGUUGACAUAUAUACAGUUUUUCUGCUGUAAAGUGUUUGAUUUGAGCUCACAGUUGAUCAUAGUUGAUGUUUAUUUUUCAAAAGUGUAGUUAAGAUGUAUAAUUAUUGUUACUAUACUGAUAAUCAUUUGUGAAGUAUUGUUGAUUUUCCUCUACAGUACAGACAUUCUGGUUCAUCAGACUUAAUGUGGAUUAAAUGAAUGGAGAAACUGAACCAGGAUUUAUUAAUUAGAUCAUUUAAUAAAGUUGAUUUUUUCCCUCAAGGACUGAUAAAGUUUUGUUUUUUUUAUGAAUGUGUGGAAUAAAAAAUAUCUUUGG
Epinephelus lanceolatus (giant grouper) is the source of this 2367-nucleotide messenger RNA. RefSeq names its product tripartite motif-containing protein 16-like. Gene Ontology annotation, molecular function: zinc ion binding; protein binding. Lineage: Eukaryota; Metazoa; Chordata; Actinopteri; Perciformes; Serranidae. The record is from RefSeq and is a predicted model, not a curated record.